AUGAUUGUAUACAAUACAAAAGAUGUUUGGUUAAAACCACAAUGGGAUAUCAUGCAAGCAAGUUAUUAUUAUAUUCAUGAUUGCCAAUUCAAUGAUACUGGUGAUUAUGGAGGAAAGUCAUGUAUAGAUUUUCAAGAUGGAGAUGGAAGUCAAUUUAUCGAUGUUUAUUCAUGCAUUGUUACAUAUGGAAAAGGAUAUUGGGGUGGAGGAAUAUAUUUUAAGGGUAAUUUUGAUUUUAAUAUAAAGAAAAUUUGUAUAUAUGCCUGCCAGUGUUUUGAAUAUGGAGCAAUUGCUGUUUUAAAAAGCAGUGAUACAAGCAAAUAUAAUCUUACUUAUUUAACCUCAAGUCAAUGUCUACCGAAAAUUCACCCAUUAUAUAUGAAGAACUUUCAGGAAUUCUCAAGUAGUAAUGUUUCUUUUACUCCUGCUCCAUUAGGUACUUAUGGAAUAGUACGAGUCGAAUCAGUUCAUGCAAUCAAAAAAUAUAAUUAUAAUUCAUUUUGCAAUAACACAAGUUCCCAAAGUAUUGUUUAUUUCUUUGAUAUGAAAUUUAGUACAAAGGCUACUCAUUGCAAUUGCCUUUAUAAUAAAGCCGAAACUUACUCAAUUAUCAUUUAUCAUCAAAAUAGUAUCGUUAAUGAUAUCAAUCUACAUCUAAAGAAUUUCUUUAUAUUCGGGAACCAAUUCUAUAAUUAUUAUACAUAUGAAGCAUGGAAUCUUGGGAAGAUUUUUGUUGAAAAUUGCUCAUCAGAUAAUCACAAAGCUUCAAAAGCUGUUAUAUUUGUUGAUGAGUUAGUAAAUGUAACAAAUGAUAGUUAUCCUAUUUAUAAAUAUUAUGGUACAUUUGCUUGUGAUGUAAUUCAGCCAAUUGAUGAAGUAUCCUUUCAAACACCACUUGAAACUGCACAUCAAACGCCUUUCAUAACAUUGGCUCAAUCUCCAAUGGUGAACCCAGUAAUUCCAAUUCCUGAUCAAAUUCCGCAAAAAACUCUGGUUGAAACUCCAUUUCAAACUUUUUCUCAAACUCCAGAUGUCACAGAACGAAUUUCUAAUUCUGUUGACAAAAGCAAUUAUUACAUAAAUUUAAGUGAUAGUCCAAAUGAUUCUAAUAAAUUAAUCAAUGGAAAAUGGAUUAUAAUAGCUGCAUCAUUAUCUGCUAUCAUUAUUGCUGUAAUUGUUCUUUCUAUUUAUAUAUAUAGGAAGAGAAUAUCAAAACAAAAUGAAUCAGAUAGUGAAAUCGAGAUGGUUGAAGAAACAGUCAUCACAUCGAAAGAAAAUAUAUCAUUAACUAUUGAAAAUCCAUUGUUCACCACCACUAUCAAUGGUUCAGAUGAUCCAUUCAAAUCUGCAUUUGAGGACUCUGAAAUUGAUGGUGUUUUCUAUAUUACUGAAAACUAA
This is a messenger RNA of Trichomonas vaginalis G3, 1398 nucleotides long. RefSeq names its product bifunctional inhibitor/lipid-transfer protein/seed storage 2s albumin superfamily protein family. The record is from RefSeq and is a predicted model, not a curated record. The transcript has a single exon. Bases 1 to 1398 code for a protein of 465 amino acids. NCBI's taxonomy places the organism in Eukaryota, Parabasalia, Trichomonadida, Trichomonadidae.